AUGGCCUUCAACAAGCUCGUUUUAUACAUUGCCAACUAUAUAAGCGUCUUCUUGCUAUGCACGGUUAAGAAGCUGGUAUACCUUAUUGCAGGAUCCGUUAUGCUUCCUGGAAGCUCAGAAGGUGGUUCAAAACCAAAAUCGUUCUCGAUCGCGCUUUCAACCGACUCUUCUCGCCGUUCGACGCCCACCGCUUCGUCCCAGAAACCAGCAGCAUUUGGAACAAAAGCCCUCUCUAGCAGAACCCGGAAAUUCGGUGACCAUGAUUCAGCUAGUGAAGAUGAGGCAGGUCCGAUAUCUGAAGAAGUCACUGGAUUCGACCAUCAGGCUGGCGGCGCGAUAGUUAGCAAUAAACGAAUAAAAACAGAAAAGGAGCCCUUGACUAUCAAGAUCGAGACACGAAACAAGUGGAGAGACAAGCUACAGGCGCGGACUCAGAAUGCACGACGAAGUUUGCUACCUGCCGAAGUACAGGCUCAGAGGCGAAGAGAGGCAAAUGGAACCACCGAUGCGACAGCAGAGGUCGAUGCACCGGAGGUGAAAUUUGGUUUGAGCUAUGCGGAGCCUCAUGCAGAGGCGGUAAACAACUCCGCGACAUCAGGGGAUCUGGAGAAGAACGGAAGUUCACCUGUUGAAGUAUCGAUGACUGAGGAGGCAGAAAUGAAGCCACUAUCGCAGGACGAGGUUGCUUUGCAGGCCCUCAUCCGCGAGAGUAAAGGUGAACAGGCAGAAUCCAAACGUUCAGACCUCGUCAUCACUACUCGGCCCAAAGAUAGGAACUCUUCUUCCGCCUACGAUGAAACCAAGUCGUUUCGUCGAGAUAUAGAGUCGCGUCCUGCCCCUGCGAGCUUAAGUGCCUAUAAUGCAGUGCCAGUUGAAGAGUUUGGAGCAGCAUUACUACGCGGUAUGGGAUGGAAAGAGGGCCAGCCUGUCGGUAGAGGAAACUACGGGAAUACCCCUAUCACGCCCCGUGUUCCUGAGAGAAGGGCAGGAUACCUUGGCGUCGGCGCAAAAGACAUCUCUGGGAAAGGAGGAGAUGCAGAGGUUGAAUUGGGUGCCUGGGGGAAGGCAGCGAUGCGAAAAGCAAAGAACGAAGGUGAAGGCUUAUAUACACCUGUGCUGAUGAAGAGCAAGAAGACCGGAGAGAUAAUUACCGAAGAGGAAUUUAAGGAGCUGUCCGAAAAGACAAAGGAGAAGAAUAGUCAGGAUGACUGGAGAGAGAGACGGGAUCGUCGUGGUCGGGAUACAGAUAGCGAUUGUGACCGUAAGAGACGACGGAAUUAUGAUGAAGAUGGCCGGCCAUCUCGAGAUCCUCGCCGUCGAAUCAAAGACAGCUCUCCGGAGGAUCGAUAUAGGGACAAGGACAAAGAUCGAGAUAGGAAUCGCAAGAGAUACCCUGACGACAGACCGGACCAUGAUAGUGACAGAGAAAAGGCUAGGAGCGGUAGCCGUCGUCAUCACGAACGGAAUAGGAAUAGGGAUAGGGACCGAGAUCGAGAUUGUGAAUCAAGACGUGGUAGGGACAGAGAAGAGGAGCGAAGUAGAGGCUACGAUCGUGACAGAGACGGAGACAGGGAUCGAGAUAGGGAUCGAGACAGACGGAGGGAUUACAAAAGGAGCAGAAGAUAG
This is a messenger RNA of Microsporum canis CBS 113480, 1626 nucleotides long. RefSeq names its product pre-mRNA-splicing factor spp2. Gene Ontology annotation, cellular component: spliceosomal complex. Gene Ontology annotation, molecular function: nucleic acid binding. Bases 1 to 1626 code for a protein of 541 amino acids. The transcript has 3 exons. The record is from RefSeq and is a predicted model, not a curated record. Lineage: Eukaryota; Fungi; Ascomycota; Eurotiomycetes; Onygenales; Arthrodermataceae. Gene Ontology annotation, biological process: mRNA splicing, via spliceosome.